GAGAGAGGGAGAGAGUGAGUUUAUAUGUGUGUGAGUGUGCGGUUUACAUUAGCAAGUAGAGGGAGACAACAUUUGGUCCUUUUCUUUUUUCUCUCUCUCAUCCCCUUAAAUCUAUCACUGUCAACACAGCUACCCUUAUCAGGAAAAUAACCGAAAGACGAGGCAAAGGCAGAGGAGGAGAAGAAGAGCAGUCUGAUAAAGAAGGGGAGUGCCAUAGCAGUAGUCAGCACCAUACACAACGCAUGCGGCUGACUGAUGUCUAUCCUGCAUCCCAGCACUGGGAGCUAACCAACCAGCUUAAUAUCCUUAAAAGAACAGAGCAGAACAGACAGCAGGCUACAUCAUCACAAAACCUGCUCUGAUCCAGGAGAAGGCCUGCAUUUCUGAGGAGGUUAUUAAGGGAGGUUGAGCAUUCCCAGGAUGACCCAGGCUCACAGGCCCCUUUUACAGAGCUGCUGUUAUCUGACCUCCUCCCACACUGGGCCUCUGGUUCCUGGCCCUGCUCCCUGGCUGUGAAGGAUGGGUGAUGGGCCUGUGAUUGACACCCUCUGUCUACCUUGUCCCGCCAUCCGAUGGAGCCGUUGUGGAACUCCUCCCUCCCCUUCUCACAGCCCAUGCCCAACACCUCAGCCUCUGAGUCACCUGAGAGUGGGGCUUUGUCCCAGUCACUAGCACUGCUCGCCAUGCUGCUCAUGGACCUGCUGGCCGUGGUGGGCAACGGGGCCGUAAUGGCUGUCAUCGCCAAGGCCCCACAGCUCCGUAAGUUUGCCUUUGUCUUCCACCUGUGCCUGGUGGACCUGCUGGCAGCCCUGGUGCUGAUGCCCCUGGGCAUGCUCUCAGGCAGGGCCUUCUUUGGCGAAGCCCUGUGCCGGAGCUACCUCUUCCUUAGUGUGUGCCUGGUCACCGCCGCCAUCCUCUCCAUCUCAGCCAUCAACGUGGAGCGCUACUACUACAUCAUCCACCCCAUGCGCUACGAGGUGAAGAUGACCCUGGGCCUGGUGGCCUCAGUCCUGGUGGGGAUAUGGGUCAAAGCCCUGGCCAUGUCAGCCCUGCCUCUGCUGGCCUGGGCCUUACAGGGCGGGAGGACUCCUUUUCUGGAGGGUGUUGGAGUUGGGGGAGGGGGUGAGGGUGUCACCUCACCCCCAGCUCAGAGUCACAGGCGCUGCUCCUUGCACUGGACGGGGGGUGGGUCGAACCGCAUGGCCUUCAUGGUUCUGUUCACUUUGGUGUACUUUCUGUGCCCGCUGCUGGUCAUCCUGGUGGUGUACUGCAGUAUGUUCAAGGUGGCGCGGGUUGCGGCAAUGCAUCAUGGGCCUCUGCCCACCUGGAUGGACACGCCCCGCCGCCGGCGCUCCGAGUCGCUCAGCAGCCGCUCCACCAUGGUGACCAGCUCAGGAACAGGCACGGGGACAGGGGUGGGGCGCGACACCCCUCACCGCACAUUUGGAGGGGGCAAGGCGGCAGCAGUUUUAGCAGCAGUGGGAGGACAGUUCCUGUGCUGCUGGUUGCCCUACUUCUCCUUCCAUCUGUACUCAGCUCUGGCCUCUAGCCCUCCAGCCACGCUGGCCCCCCUGGAGGAGGUCGUCACGUGGAUCGGCUACUUCUGCUUCACCUCCAACCCUUUUUUCUACGGUUGUCUGAACCGGCAGAUCCGCGAGGAGCUUGGCAAGCAUGUGCCUUGCCUGUUCCGCCGGGCGACAGAAGAGGAGGACCGACUGCCCAGCCGUGAGGGAUCCAUAGAGGAGAAUUUCCUGCAGUUCCUCCAGGGCACUGGCUGCAACCUAGAUCCCCAGGACUCCCACAGCACCUCCAGCCCCAAGGGAGAGGCCUGCCGGCCCCUGGCCCAGCCCCCUCAACCCAUUCCCAUCGACUUCCGCAUCCCAGGACAGAUUGCAGAGGAGACCUCAGAAUUCCUUGAGCAUCACCAGAUUAAAAACAACCAUAUCCUAUCAGACAGUUAGGUUUUGUAUUUAUUUAAUGUAAAAACCAACGCAAAAAGUUACUUGAAUCACCACAGUAACAUAACCACACUCUGGUUUACGUCACAGAGUAUUACUAUACAAUGUUUUGAUAUUUUCUUUUUGAUUAUAUUAUUCUUAAAACUCAAAAGUUGUGCAAUGGGAAAUUGACUGAGAUUUUUGUGGAAUCUGUAUUGUCCUGGAUCACUUUUUGCAGCUUCACUUUCCAUUCUGUAAAUGCUGUAAUGUUAUGGAAUUGAUCUUCUUUGAGUAAUGUUUCCAUUGGAAUCAUUUGCUGGGAAAGGGUUGUGGCAUUUUUGGGAGAAAGACAAAAUGGCACAACUGUAGCUGCAGGGAACAGGCUAAUAUUGCCAGUGAUGCCGAUAUUGGUGUUGUUUGUUAGAAUGAGUUUUAAAGAUGUAAUUCCUCACAUACAUUUUUUUCCCCACAACGCAUUGAUAGGGCCAGUAUGUUAUUAAUACAGAUAUCUUCACAUACAUUUUUUUCCCCACAACGUAUUGAUAGGGCCAGUAUGUUAUUAAUACAGAUAUCUCGGUAACACUUUAUUUGGAUAGUCCAUUUGUAGCUCUACAGACUAUAUACAGACUAUCAGUAACAUUUAAAGUAGCUAUCUACUAACCCUAACUCUUAUCCUAACCCUUAGCCUAACCUUAAACCUUAUUCUACACCUAACCCUAACCGUAUCCUUAGCAAGCAGUUGCUUAUCAACAGAUAGUUUGUUGAUAGUAUGACCAGACUAUCCAAAUAAAGUGUGACCAUUAUCUCUUCUGAGAAUUUCCUUUUGGAUUUCAAACCAAACAAGCCCUUGAGCAAAGAGGAUAUAGAUGACUUUCCUUCUAUUAGCAUACCUUAAACCAUAUCAGGAUCUAUGACUUUCCUUCUAUUAGCAUACCUUAAACCAUAUCAGGAUCUAUGACUUUCCUUCUAUUAGCAUACCUUAAACCAUAUCAGGAUCUAUGACUUUCCUUCUAUUAGCAUACCUUAAACCAUAUCAGGAUCUAUGACUUUCCUUCUAUUAGCAUACCUUAAACCAUAUCAGGAUCUAUGACUUUCAGAAGGCAUCCACAAAUAAUGUAUCUAAUAUUUAAUACUGGCAGAUCAAUUACUUUUUGAGGAACUGAUUUAUGACAGCUUAUUUAUGUAAGCUACAGAACAAAGACACCAAUGUUGGAGUGCAGGAAGUCAUGUUUGAAAAUAUGAAGUUUUCCUAAUCCCUUUACCUCUGUAAAAUAUCAUGACACGGAUGUAUAGUAGACAGUGAGUGAGUGGUCACCAUGUCUCUACGAUAAAGAUAAGUUGUGCCUUUUAGAGAUGAUGACAGAGCUACUGUACCGUAAUUGUGCCCUGGUUCUGAAGAGGAUGGUAGGGUAGGGUAUGAAGUAAGAAGUACCAUGGAUCAGCCACCUGUUGUUGAUAGGUAAACCUCUGGGCAGAUACCCCCUCUAUCUGGAACACAUCAUCUGUGUUUUCCCAUAAGCAGACCAGGUUUGUUGUGACCACAGUGAGGAUGUAGGCAAUCUUUUCUUAACUCCUCCUAAACUACUUCUGGUCUGUCAGAAAAGUACAUUUAUGUCUCAUCUAUCUACCAUUUAGAUAGUACAGUACCCCUCAAAUUGACAUGGGAAUGUGUUCAGUACAUUGGCAGACGUUCAGUUAAGGCAGGAGUAUUUUUGUUAACUGAUUCACUACAUUACAUUUCUAUACAAUUAAGAUUUUGACAGAUGUCGUUCUACAAAUGUAGCUGUGUUUUAUGUUUGAUUUAAAAAACUAAUAGUGAGUUCAACUUAAGCAUUUAAUUAUUGCAAAUUAUUUAUUAUUAUUAGGUAUUAUUGAUUACUGUAUCUUUUGUGAUUAAUUAACAAAAGACAAUGGUGUAUUCAAAUGGUAUACAGUAACUGUCUUUUCAGUGUGUGUUGAUUAGCUGUGGAGCAACAGUUUGGAGAAUAUAAUAAACCUAAUUAUAUUUAACAGUCCUGCUCCUCAGGGUUCUCUACCUCAGAUACAAGAUUGAUUUCAUUUGAAGGUCAGCACGCAAUGUACCGAUAGAAAAGAUAUUGUGUAAGUCAUGCCACAUAUUUUUUACUCUAUGCUCCCUGGGUUGCUUUCCUUCGGCAGCUGGACAAGGCUUUGUCUGAGAGGCUUGAUAUGACACCUGCUUUACGUCUGCUCUCUCUGGUGUCACAUUGUGAGGGAAUUUAGAGUCGUUUGAGUUGUCCAGAACAGUACUGGACACUUUGAGGUAUCAUCAGCCCUGUGAAACCAUAGACGGUUAACGCAAGAGUACAAAAUUAAACAUUUUCUUUCUGGCUUCU
This is a messenger RNA of Oncorhynchus gorbuscha (pink salmon), 4291 nucleotides long. RefSeq names its product G-protein coupled receptor 61-like. Bases 573 to 1961 code for a protein of 462 amino acids. The transcript is spliced from 2 exons. Gene Ontology annotation, cellular component: endosome; signaling receptor complex; plasma membrane. Gene Ontology annotation, biological process: G protein-coupled receptor signaling pathway. Gene Ontology annotation, molecular function: G protein-coupled receptor activity. NCBI's taxonomy places the organism in Eukaryota, Metazoa, Chordata, Actinopteri, Salmoniformes, Salmonidae. The record is from RefSeq and is a predicted model, not a curated record.